AUGGCCCUCGCGGCAUCUCCUCCAGUCCUGUGCUUUGUUUUCCCCCCCAUCAUCGACUUAGCGUUCGGCAGGAAUCCUGUGGAUUUUUGGCCCACCGCAUUCAUGGUCCUCGUGUCCGCUGAGUCGGACCACAAGGACCUCUACCUGGACAAGUACAAUCCCGAGCGCCACAGGGACGCCUACUUGGACACCAACGUCCUCGCGAAGUACACGUAUCCGAACGUCGACGAUCUCUGGGGCAUGUGGCUGCACCGCUGGGGCGACCACCUCGUGCGCACCUUCGGCGUGGCCCUGCACCUGCCGGACGGGCAAGCUGCGCGGCUGGCCCUGCCCUACGCGCACCAGGACGUCUGCCUCUUCUCGGAGGGCGCCGGCGGCGCACGUGCCGCACGCGCCGAUCCCGGCCGGGCCCUCUCUGCGCCGAGGACUGUGACACGCACCCAUCGGCGCGUUUCUCCGUCAUUUCUGUUGUCCGGGAGCUUAGCUUUCUCUUCGACAGGAGCACGCGGAUAUGGGAUCCCCGCGGUGGCGAGUCAUGGAUCUUGCUUCGGCCCCUCCAUCUACAGUAUCCAGCCUGGCCUCGGCCAACCUGGGACCUGGCAUGUGCGCGCGUCCUCUCGCUCCCCCCCCUUUGGCGCGCCGCCAGGGUGUACGGCAGGCUCGUGUCGUGAUGACCUGCUCGCGGCGGUGCCUGGCACUGCGCGGGUCGUUCGGCCUUGGGCGACCGGCGACCAUCUGACCGCCAGAUCGUUCCACAUCGGCCGCUUUUGCAGAAGCCCCCUGGCCUUCUGA
Messenger RNA from Prorocentrum cordatum, 792 nucleotides. Lineage: Eukaryota; Dinophyceae; Prorocentrales; Prorocentraceae. The record is from the annotation of a GenBank genome assembly.